Molecule: messenger RNA, 3825 nt
Organism: Lepisosteus oculatus (spotted gar)
Lineage: Eukaryota; Metazoa; Chordata; Actinopteri; Semionotiformes; Lepisosteidae
Source: RefSeq, a predicted model, not a curated record
AAAAUAGCGGAAUUUUCGAAGACACCAGAAGACUUCCUGAAGAAAUACGAUGAGCUCAAAUCCAGGAAUGUGCGAAACGUGGAUCCUCUGGUCUACCUGCUGUCCAAGCUGACUGAAGAUAAGGAGACCCUGCAGUGUCUACAGCAGAAUGCCAAGGAAAGAUCUGAGCAGUCAGCCAGUGCCUCCUCCAGCAGCACAAACUUCAGCAUCCCUGCCACCAGCACAAAGAUGUCCAUGCAAGAGCUGGAGGAGCUAAGGAAGAAACUUGGGAAUGUGGCAGCCAGCUCCAGUGUACAGCAGCCCUCCGAGGUGACGAGGAAGAUGCUGAGGGACAGACACAAUAAGAAGAGUCCCCUGCAGCCAAUUCCAGUGUUUCCCAACUGGGUGUACGACAGGCCUGCUCUUCUUGGGGAUUUUAUCACCGGCUCCAGUGGGACUGACUCAGCAGUGCCUAUUGGUACCCUGCCAUUAGCAGCUCAAGAGCAAGCGUUGGUAGAAGACUUGCUGUAUCUGUUGAUUGGAGUGGACGGCAGGGACAUCACAGCCCAGCCUGUCAUAGGCAGGCAGAGUCGCGCCUUCAGCAUUGAUGCUACUCUGGACGUGUCCAUUAAAGAGCUGGUGAACAGGAUCCUUCCAGUAGCAGCCAGUUAUUCCACAGUUACGCGGUUUAUUGAGGAGAAGUCUUCUUUUGAGUACGGCCAGGUAAAUCACGCAUUAACGGCUGCAAUGAGAACGUUGAUGAAGGAGUACAUGAUCCUGGUGACGCAGCUGGAACACCUGCAGAGGCAGGGGAUGCUCUCCUUGCAGAAACUGUGGUUUUAUAUCCAACCUACGAUGCGCACGAUGGAAAUCCUGGCUUCGAUUGCGACCUCGAUUGACAAGGGAGACUGCAUGGGUGGGUCGACACUGAGCCUUCUGCACGACCGAACCUUCAACUACACAGGCGACAGUCAGGCCCAAGAGCUGUGUCUCUAUCUCACUAAGGCUGCAAGUGUUCCUUAUUUUGAAAUUCUGGAAAAGUGGAUCUACAGGGGGAUCAUCAAGGACCCUUACAGUGAAUUCAUGGUGGAGGAGCAUGAGCUGCAGAAGGAGAAGAUCCAGGAGGAUUAUAAUGACAAGUACUGGGAUCAGCGAUAUACAAUAGUGCAGCUCCGGAUCCCAUCCUUCCUCCAGAAGAUGGCGGACAAGAUACUGAGUACAGGCAAGUACCUGAACGUCGUCAGGGAGUGCGGCCGGGACGUCACCUGCCCCGACGCCAGGGAGGUCCUCUACACGCUGAAGGAGCGGGCCUACGUGGAGCAGAUCGAGAAGGCCUACAACUACGCCAGCAAAGUCCUGCUGGACUUCCUGAUGCAGGAGAAGGAGCUGGUGACGCGACUCAGAUCAAUAAAGCACUACUUCCUGAUGGACAAGGGUGAUUUCUUUGUCCAUUUUAUGGACCUGACAGAGGAGGAACUGAAGAAGCCUGUUGAUGACAUCAUACCUCCCAGGCUAGAGGCUCUGUUGGAGCUUGCUUUGAGGAUGAGCACUGCAAAUACAGACCCCUUCAAAGAUGACUUAAAGAUCGACCUGAUGCCACACGAUGUCAUCACUCAGUUGCUGCGGGUUCUAGCCAUAGAGACGAAGCAGGAGAAAGCAAUCAUCAACGCAGACCCCACUGAAAUCUCCCUGAGUGGGCUGGAGGCCUUUUCAUUUGACUAUAUUGUCAAGUGGCCACUAUCGCUCAUUAUUAACAGGAAGGCUUUGACGAGAUACCAGAUGCUGUUCCGACACAUGUUCUACUGCAAACAUGUGGAGAGGCUGCUGUGCAAUGUGUGGAUCAGCAACAAGACCGCCAAGCAGUAUUCACUGCAUUCUGCCAAGUGGUUUGCCGCAGCCUUUACUCUGAGACAGCGCAUGCUGAAUUUCGUGCAGAAUAUCCAGUAUUACAUGAUGUUUGAAGUUAUGGAGCCGACGUGGCACAUCAUGGAGAAUAACCUGAAAUCAGCAUCAAACAUUGACGAUGUACUGUGCCACCACACAAGCUUUCUGGAUAACUGCCUGAAGGACUGCAUGCUGACCAACCCUGAGCUGCUCAAGAUCUUCUCCAAGCUGAUGUCUGUGUGCGUCAUGUUCACCAACUGCAUGCAGAGGUUCACCCAGAGCAUGAGGGUGGACAGCGAGAUGAGUCGCCUCUCGCUCGAGCACGGGACGAUGAGCGGUCCCCCAUCCCAGAGCGAGCGGUCAGAGGAGGCGGAGAAGAAAAGACUGACCUCCAAGUAUUUGGCAGAACAUGCAGAUGCACUUCAGUCGUCUUCUGGAUUUGAGGCAACUAUCAGCCAGUUCGACAACAACUUCAGUACCCACCUCCUGGACCUGCUGGACAAGCUCAGCAUUUACAGCACCAACGACUGCGAGCACAGCAUGAUCAACAUCAUCUACCGGCUGGAUUUCAAUGGGUUCUACACAGAGCGGCUGGAGCGCAUGUCCAUAGAGAGGAGUCAGAAGGCCGCUGUCUAGAUGUGCUCCGCCCGUGUGAACCUGGGGAGGCAGCAGUGCCGAUGGAAACAACGUCUUCCAUUUUGAACAGGGAGUUUCACAGUGGAAAAACAGCUCUUUCACGUACAAUACAGAAGAGACUUAAGUGGUUCGUGUAAGACCGUGCCAUUUAAAUAUAAGUGUAAUACUUCGUAGGUUUCCACACCUGGGAUACAGAUGCACGUUAAAGAUUAACUUGACCAUGUCAGUUAAAAAGGACUUCCUCUAAAACUGAGUUACAUUAUUCUUGUAUUACAGUUGUUUUAACGCUGUCUUUAGAUGAAUAACGGGAGUGUAUUUGUAGAUAGUCGUUGUUUUAGCACUUUUUAGAACUGUUCCUAAUAUUUACAGAAUCGGUAAGCACCGCUCAGCUCUGCUCUGAAUAUUUUUAUAGCCGGAGUGAUUUCAAAGUGUGCAAACUGGGUGUGUGGGUGUAGAUGGAAGUAUUGGCAUAAAAUUGACAGCCUCAGGUAAACUAAUUUACUGGACUCAUAAUACUCCGUAAGGUAUAUUUGUGUUAGAAAAAAUACUGCAUUGACAAACAUAAUUUAAUAAGCAUGUCUGAAACUCAUCGAGUUAAUAAGACAAUACUUCUUCUGCGGCUGUGUAUCUUUGAUUUGCUAAAACCAGGAAAUUCACUUUUCCACGUGUACUUAAAAUCUUUUUUAUAUUUGAUGCAAUACAUAUGUAUGUUUAUGGUCUGGAGCAUGACAUGUAUAUCAUACAGUCUUGACAACCUUUUGUGGUUAAAAAUUAUAAUGAUAAAGAAGAUCAACAGUGUCUUAAUCCUGUAUUAGGUUUUUCACAGAACCGACAUGAUGUGAGUUAUACAAAGACGCAAGGUUUCUCUUAUUUCACUGAAUUAUUUUUACUCUGGCAUAUUUUUUUCUAAAUGAGUGUAUAUCUUGUGUAUAAAGUACAAACGUGUAUAUAAGUACAAAAGGUCUGUACGUCCCGUAGUUUUUAGGUGCUCCUCAUCAAUUUAAGUAUCGGGGAGGAGUUGAUACAAGUCCUUAUCUUUUACAAAUUACCUGGCUCCUUAAUUUUCAGUAAACAUGCUUUGCUGGAGGUUGUCUUCGGCGGCUCCUGACAGUGAAGAAUGGUUGGGCUUCAUGGCACGCAGUGACUCAGAAAAGCACUUCCUCUUGCACUACAGCUGGUCCUGAGCCGUGGGUAUAAUCCAUCGCUUCGGGGCUCGCUAGGUGAACACCCCGAGAUUAUGAAUGGUUCCACUUUUGGUUAAAAUUUGUAUGCUGUAUAAUGCGUGUAGCUUUGUGUUUGUUUUUUGUUAAUAAAACACCGAAAGAU